This is a messenger RNA of Engraulis encrasicolus (European anchovy), 1079 nucleotides long. RefSeq names its product fibroblast growth factor binding protein 1b (gene fgfbp1b). Lineage: Eukaryota; Metazoa; Chordata; Actinopteri; Clupeiformes; Engraulidae. Gene Ontology annotation, molecular function: growth factor binding. Gene Ontology annotation, biological process: cell-cell signaling. The record is from RefSeq and is a predicted model, not a curated record. Bases 108 to 770 code for a protein of 220 amino acids. The transcript has 2 exons.
UUUAUUCCAGGUAUACAGACUCUUGAAACAGCAUCCUUACAGUGCUCUCAAGUGGACAGAGCUGUUGUUGUCGGUUUCUCAACGCUGUUCAUCGGGACUUCAGGACCAUGGCGAUUUUUAAAAACAUCGGGCUUUUGGUUCUACUUGCUUGUGUAGCACAGCAUGUGUCCGAAGCGGGUACCGACAAUGAUCACGAGAGGAAGAGUAAAAGAGACGGCACCAUCAGAAACAGCCGUGCCAGCAACGUCUUCAAAGGGAAAUUUUCUACCAAGGACAAGACACAGUGCACAUGGAAGGCGGAGGGCACCGACACUUACAUCAUGACUGUCAGGUGCACCAAAGGCAAGGACGUUAAGGAGUGCACGUACAUGGGUAGACCUGACACAUGUCCGGGUUAUGCUGACAAUACCAAGGGUUACUGGAAACAAAUUGGACGUUCUGUGAAGAAACAGAAGAAACUUUGCCAAGAUCCGCGCGGUCUUAUUCGUGCCGGCAUGUGCAAGCGCGCUCCUCAAGACGCGCACUUUAAACUCGUGGACACUCCGACUGAUGCGGGACAGCCUAAAGUUGUGCCAACUGUAAAGGCCGUAAAGAAACUGGUGCCAACAACAACUACGAAGACAUCUACCACUGUCACUACACCAAAGGGAGGAAAGCCUCCGUGCACGGAGCGUGUCGAUCAUAAAAAGUUGGCCGAGGAAAAAUGUGGAGAGACUUGGGCUAGUCUCUGUAACUUCCUCUUCACUUUUGUACAAAGUAGUGAUUGCUAGUGUGCCUUGUCUUUGGUGUGUGAGUUUGUGUGUGUGUGUUUGGAAGACAGAACGUUUUCUCUUGUAGUGCUGCAAUAAUUGAGCUUUGUUUAUUUGUAUUUGUUUUUUUAAAUGAUGAUUUGGCGUGUUUGCUUCCAGUACCAUUCAGAAAUUAGCUCUUCUGAAAGUAAGACAUCAUAUCCAAAAACCACAGAUGCACAAUACCCAUAUGGACCAGCUAUUUCACUCAAAAUGCUUCAACUUCGUGAUGAUAACACACCACUGUAUUUAUGUUGUACAAACACAAAAUAAAUAUAUCAAGACAUAUUU